ACAGAGUGAAGGCAACAACAUGUGCCAGAGAAAGAAAAAACAGUCCUCGUUGAUUUUGCCCUUCCAUCGGGCUCCAAAAUUCCUUCGGUUUAAUCCCUACAUCAAGAAGGGGUACCGGGCAAACCUCUCUACGUUCGAAUGCUUCCGCAGUCUCCUGUGGUGGACAAAUGAGACGCUGAACAUAUGGUCUCACAUUGCCGGGUUUGUUGUGUUUUUCGGCUUAUUUCUUUAUGAUGUAAAUGUUGUGUACUACAAGUACCAAGCCACUGAGAAUGAUGCAGUAGUUGCUUCAUUUGUGCUGCUGUGUUUCAUGACCUGCAUGAUUCUCUCUUCCCUGUACCAUACUCUAAACUGUCGUUCCGAAGAAUCUUGUCGGAAAUGGCUCUCCUAUGACAUUUUUGGGAUAUCAGCGUCGUUUUUUGCCAUCUUCCUAAGUGGGAUCUACUACGGAUUUUGGUGCCCUGAGUUUUUACAUUUACGCUACAUGUAUAUGGCCUUGGUAUGUGUCCUGUUUGCUGGAGCCAUGAUCUUCCUGCUCACCCCAAAGUUGAUGGGUCAGGAAUGGGAAUGGGCACGAGUGACACUGUUCACAGGCUGGGCCGUGUCGGGUAUGUUGCCCACAAUUCACUGGACAAUCCUACAUGGGGGCGUCAGGACGGGGAUAGUCCAGGUUUUCUUACCUCGUAUCUGUAUGAUGUAUGCCAUCAGUGGGACAGCUGUUGUUGUCUAUAUGUGGAAAAUACCUGAGAGAUAUUUUCCAGGUCGCUUUGACUUCAUCGGGGCUUCUCACCAGCUGUGGCACCUCAUCAUAGUCGCAGCCCUGGUCUACUGGCACCAGACGGGUUUGGAGUAUGCCUACUACAGAAUGGUCUUUGGUUGUAAUGGUAUUUCUGCAAAGAACUAACAGCAUUCGUCUUUUCUUAACUGUGAUAUUUGGUUACUUAAGAGAAAGGCAAGAGUCUUUAUUAGAUAAGGCUUUUUGUUAGCAUUAUUGCAGCUAUUGUUGUUGUGUAAUAUUGGUUGUUAUGUUCUUUGUGUUUUAGUUGUAACUAUAAUGCAGAAUUUUUAUUUUCCCAAUUUGAAUUUAUUUUAGUUCUCAAUCAGGAAUAGAUGAAUGCUGUUUUGAAAGGGUUGACAAAUAACAUAGUACAGUAAAAUAAAGAAAGCACUUUUAUAUGCCUCACUGUUCUACCUGUUCUGUUAUUUAUAGCUGGCUAAGAACAAACUUAGAAUCUAAAGUAGAGUAAAGUGUAGGAAAAAGAUUUUUUUUCUCAUCAAAACACUAUCCUUUUGAUGAAAUGGCAGAAAAACCCUCUAUGCACAGAAUCAUUAUGGAAAGGAUAAGAGUGGGUAACAGAUGAACUAUAGGCGUUUGAGAGGCAGGUGGAUAUCAGUGAUAUUAAUUAUUUUUAUUUCUCUUUCUCACAAAAAAAGGUCAACAGAUUAGGGGGAGGGGAUUUCUCUCUUCUUUUGUGGGCAUGAAUAGAAGUGUUACAUAUUUUUAGAAUAAAUAAUGAUGAAGAUAAUCAAAUGUUCAGAGUCUUCCAAGUUUUUGCUACCUCAAGAAAGACCAGGUAUUGGCCUGUAAUACACUGAUCGUGCAAUAAUAUCUCGUAUAUGUGUUUUUGAAUGUUAAAGUGUCAUACAUAGUUUCUUCGAGGGAAGCCAAGGUGAUAAUGUGACUUUCUCAAAACUAAAAAGCUGAAAGAAAAACAAAAUGAGAUACAGUGAGAAUAUGUGUAUAAAUGAAUGUCAUAUCAUUUUUGUACGUUGUGAAUAAAAGUAUUUCUCACCUAUUACUAUUCUGUGAUAUCAAGCUCUCUUUGAUUGAAAAAUGUACUGACUGCGCUGGGAGGUGUAGAAAAAAAUGGAGGGAACUUGUGAAAACUUAAUGGCAAUAAGAAAACUCAAGGAAGGUGCUUUAUCAUAACUCAUUUCUUUAACCCUUUACUUUGUAAGUAUGAGUCUGUUAGUUAAUUUUUUUUCUGCAUUAAAGUACAUCCUUUAAGAUAAAAGGCAUUAAUGAUAAAACUUUCAACAAAAAUUAGUCAACUUCAUUUAUUAGAUUGAGAAAUUCUAGGCUUGAAUAUUUAUUUCAUUAAUAUUUAAUUUUGUUUUUAUUGAAAAUAAUGAAGUCAGAUUGUUGGCUGCAGGAGACGAGUGUGCCUGAAAUGGUUGUGUCCUAGUACUUUUAAAAAGAAAAGAAAAAUCACCAUUUUGAAUUAGGAAUAUAUUAUCUAUUUAUUUAUUUUUCUCGUCUUUAACCUAUACUUGGUUAAGUAAACAUUCACGAAAAGCCUGUCAUUCCUGUAUGUGGGCAUCCAUCAUAGUAGAUUUUCUUGUCUAUGAAGCACCCAGCUUAGUCAAGGCUUUUGGGCUUCAUAAAGACCUGGAGAAUGUUCUGCCUUUAUUUCUGAUUCUGCCUAUCCAUUAAAAUGCCCAUCAUAGAUUUUAUAACCAGAUGCCUUCCUGCUUCCCGCCUUCUCCAUUAAUUGUAGCUUGGGACUGGCACCUCGGUAAUCUGGCUUGACUGCUCCAAUGCCUACUUUGUUUGUCUAAUUAAAAAGUGUAUCAUAUGGUGAAUCAGCACUUAAGUACUUAAAUUACAUUUUCAUGCUGUCAUACUUCUCUGGCUCGAGGACACAGUUUCUGGCCUUUCCAAUGCAUUUGUCUGCCCAUUAGUUUGUUCAUCAGAUAUGUUUCUCAUAUUCUGAUUUGGCACAAGUAUUAUACUGAAUGCACUGCUUACCACAACCUUCGCUGUUUUAUGCAGGCUUAGAACUUGUGCUAAAAUGGGUCUAGUUGAUUUGCCCUACACAAGUUUAAUGGUCCUAAAAUAUCUGUGGCCUCAAACUGUGGUGAAACAUUUGUUUAUAUUCAGCAUUUCACUAACCAGUGAUCGUUUAUACUUUGUUUAUCCUGAUAUCAACAUCUUUUUUUUUUUUUUUGAAUACUGAAGCCUGAUUUUCUUCAAAAUCAUUAUGAAUGUAGUUGGCAGAUUCAUACGUCCAGUUGGUAAAGGGUUAAGGCACUUAUUUGUAGGUGAUAAGUUUUGAGUAAUAGCUCUAAAAUAUUCAGGUAUCUCAGUUUCAUAGGUAGUCAUUAUGUACUUCAGGGCAAAAAGUGUACAGGUAAAAGCAUCAUUGAUAAUUUAAUUUUCACAUUUAUGUACUUGGCUUUAUGUUUCUUGUUACCUAUUUUUUUUUUAUUCUCCAUGGCAUGGAAACUUAUCUAAUUACCAAAGAGACAUAAAGCUUUAAAAUCCAGACAAGCUGUGAUCCAAUGUAUAAUGUUAAUGAGAGACUACAGUGUAUAUUUUUUGCCCUUUAUUUCUGUGCAGCUGUUACUUAAGAUAAAGUCUUAAUGUGGCCGUUCACUGUAAAAUGGUUUGAAAUUAUAGAUUUUCUUUAAGUAUUUUCAUUUUAUACUAAUAGGUCAAGGAAAAAUUGCACACUUGUAUUUUUACAUCAUUGCAAGAAUAAUUUUUUACUUUUUUUUAUUGUAUUAGCUUUUUUAUAACCUUGAAAAUUUUCAUGUGUUAUUGUUUUUUUCCAUUUUCAUUUAUUGUAUAUGUUCUAAUUAUUAUAAUGUUUUUGAUUGAAGAUUGUAGGCAUUAAAAAAUAUAUUUUACAGUAGUGUUUUUCUCCCAAUGUUAUGGGCUAUUUAACAUAUUUUUUUCUCCCACUAAGACUGCACAUAAGUAACUUAUUAAUACAUAAAAUUAAGCAUGUUUGUACUUAAGGCUAAUCAUAAGUGAUUUGUUACCUGUUGAUUACUUGGUAAAUGUAUCUGAAUCUUAAAGGUCAGAAAAAAGCUUUAUUCUGUGAAAGUUUAUUGUGAGAAAUACCAAAAAAAAAGGUAUGAAUGAAAAGAAAGUUUCAUAAUGUAUGAUGUUAACAUUUCAAUGUUUGAUCCUCUGAAUUUUGUAAUUAUUUUUAUUUUCAUUCCUACCUUUUUCAUGAUUAUCAGAGGAGUUGCUUAAUUUUUACAAGAGAUUUUUGUUGGAAAAAGAAGGAUGGAAUGCAUUUGGUAUUUAUCAAUUAUCUGUACAAUAUUAUAGUUGGUGCAGACUGACUUGUUACAGAUCUAUGAAGAAUUGCCUUUUGUUUGAAGUACAGUGGAACUUUGAUCCAAAGGUUAUUAAAACAUGUAUUUGGCCUCUACUUAAAGUGGAUUUUAAAUCAGAUUGCAGGUAUUGGUAUCUUUUAUUCCUUUACUGCGUUUUGUAAGAGAGAGGGGGAGAGGAAGAGGGAGAUAUUUUAAUACAUUAUGACACUUGAUGCAAAUCAGUUUCUCCAUUUAGGACCAGACAAUCAGAAUAAGUUCGAUUUGUAACUAACAGUCACUUUGCCAUCUACACACACCGUUUCACAAAAUAUACUUUAUUUUAUACAAUAGUAUCUUAACAUUUGUAAUCCUAACUUCAAAUAAAUUAGACAUAUUUCUUAUGUAGAUAUCACUGAUACCUUUUGGAAACUACACAAAACAAGUCCCUCUGUAUUAUGAUCAAGGGAAGAUGCUACUUCUGCUUGACUAGAUGUAAUGCUGUAAAAAGUCAGUUGUCCAACUAUAGGGGAAUAAAGUACUAAUGCAUGUAUUCUGAUAUUACAUGUAGAAUAACACCCUGAAGGGCUAAAUGAAAUCUAAAUGAAAUAAAGCUGAAGGAUCCUCAGGAUGUCUGAGAUGUAGUUACUGUAACUUCUUUUUAUAGCUUGGAAGCAAGCAGUACAUUGUGAAAUAUCCAUUAUUUCAGUUAUAUACCUUUAUAUAAGCUGCAUGUUAAAUAGUGGUAAUUUAUGUAAUAUUUUACUUUGCCUCCUCAGUGAUAUGUGUGCAAUGCAAGAAAAAUAGCGAAAUUAAAUGUUCUGCAUGCAUUUAAGUUAGGUUUUCAAUCCAAUUCUUAAUAAAGGAUACAGUUGUAAGUAUAUAUCAGAUCUGAUUAAUUGGCUCAUAUACUAAAUCUUGACUUAUCUGUUUCUAUUUUGAAUUGCUCUAUCUGAAAAUUUAAAUAAAAUGUAUGACUGAGUCUACUGAAUUGAGGGAGGAAAACUUGAUAUUAAGAUUAUGAAACUUAAAUUUUUUUUUUAUUAAAAAGUGGUUAUAGGUGGAUAGGUAUGAAAUACUCUAUAGUCCUGUUGAGACUAGUUUGUACAUGUUACCAGAUAACUUUACCAGUAAAUUCCAUGCAAUUAAAUGUAAGAUAAAAUGUAAUGUGAAAGCUUCUGGUUGUCAUUGGAUGAUCUGAAAAACUGACAUAUUUUUAGUUCAGAGGCCAUUUAGUACUGUCAGUUAUGGACAGAGGAUUAAGGGCAUUUUACCAUACGAAAUAGUUAUCUUUUCAGAUAACGGCUAGCAGGGAGCCUCAACUGAAUACAGAUCCUGCAAAGAUAUUAAAACAAAUAAUUUUGUUAUGAGAAAUUUGAAGAUGUGUAUUUCAGCCUAGAAAUACAGAUUGUACUGAAAUUAAAUACAUUGUAACAGAUCAGCCUGAGAAAUACGUUUGAUGUUACAAUUACUGUUAAACUGGUUGAAAUUUGCCUGACUUACAUCUUGAUACAAUAGACAUUUGUAAUGUAACAUAAGUUUGUGCAUAUGAUUUUUUUUAUGAACCAUUAACUAUUAAUACACUAGGUAAUUUCAAAUAAUCAUUCUAUAUUUAUGCUUACUUGAAUCCAGUACAGUAGAAAAGGUAAUAGUAUCAUUCAGUAUCCUAUUACUCUAGUUAUUUUCUUAAAUAUCAGUCUUUUUUAGAUCUAUAAUUAGCUGCACCUCCAUUGAAUGAUUCUUCUAGACUGAGUAAAGGAGAAUGUUAGAAUUUUAGUCUGAAAAACAUGGUGUCCUUUUCUAACCUUUCUUCUGCAGUGACUGCAGUCUUACAAUAUUUUACAGAAUGUGUAUGGUUAGUGGUGACUGAUAUGUAAUACCUUUUACAAAACUCUUAGUCUGAUAAAAGUUUUGUAUUGUGUUGUACUGAUCAUACUCUUGUUUACUUGAACUUGCUGUAGUGAAAAGGGAGUGGCUAACAUAACAAACAAGAAUAUUAAUUCAAAGUAAUCACUACUGUCUAAGAAAAGUAAGUUUCAGCAUUGCUUUUAAUUGCACAGAUUUUCCUCCUGAUUAAUAUUAACUAUAGAAGUUGGUUUAAAUUUGCAAAUUCUUACAUUAGUCUGAUAGUAUUGCAUGAUAAGUAAUAAGGUCAUUUCAUCUCUGCUGUGACUGUACAGGAGUUUGUACUUGCCUUGCUUUAUAUUGAUUUCAAAGAAUAUUUGAUUAGUGACCGAAUUAUAUAUCAUGCAGUGGUUCAUAUGGUAUUCAUUUAUCAAAGGAAAUUAUCUUUAGAAUACUGCUGCAUUACUGUACAACCAUCAGCCUCAUAUGUUAAUUUAUUGAAUGAGUGAAAUUCCAAAUAAAAUAUGUCACAAGUACUGA
This is a messenger RNA of Penaeus monodon (black tiger shrimp), 6429 nucleotides long. RefSeq names its product progestin and adipoQ receptor family member 3-like. The record is from RefSeq and is a predicted model, not a curated record. Bases 20 to 904 code for a protein of 294 amino acids. Gene Ontology annotation, molecular function: signaling receptor activity. The transcript has 7 exons. NCBI's taxonomy places the organism in Eukaryota, Metazoa, Arthropoda, Malacostraca, Decapoda, Penaeidae. Gene Ontology annotation, cellular component: membrane.